AACUUGUUUGAUUCAAGCACUGCACUGCCUAUCUAUCUGACUCCACCUUUGGUUGCUAUCCAGAAUUUCCUCGUUGCAUUAAUUUAUGUUCAAAAUGCAAAUAUACUUAUUUUCCAAUAAAAUAAUAAUAUAAAUUCUCAUUUAUUGACAUUCGUAGUAGGAAGAAAAUUCAAGAAAGAAAUACUUCAAGUUUUGCACACAAUCACCUACCAUUCGGAGAGAGAAAAAUGGACGACCCUUAAAAAUAUAUUCUUGGAAUCUUCUCUCUGCAAAACAAUUCACCGAUUUUACUUCAUCUUCUGGCCUACCAAAUACACAUCACUUCAAUCUUCAAUCUUCAAUCUUCAAUCUUUCGAGCUUCGAUUCGUUUCUGGGAAAUUCGCAAAUUCUUGAAUUUGUAUGUCGGAAAUUCCGAGGAUUGAAACUGUUUUGACAAUUCUGUUCUCUGGGUUUAUGUUGAUUUAUUAGGGUGGUUGGAGGAGUUUUGAGAAAUAGUAGAUUGUAACUUUGAGAUUUGUUUAGGGUGAAUAUUUGUAAGUGAGCCAAAUGAAUGUGGUGGGUAGAGUUAGCAGCUUCAUAACACAAGGAGUGUACUCUGUGGCCACACCGUUUCAUCCGUUUGGUGGGGCGGUUGAUAUAAUCGUUGUUAAGCAAAAUGAUGGGACGUUUAGGAGUACGCCUUGGUAUGUUCGAUUUGGCAAAUUUCAAGGCGUUCUCAAAGGGGCAGAGAAGGUUGUCCGUAUAGAAGUCAAUGGUGUUGAAGCCAAUUUUCAUAUGCAUCUUGAUAACUCCGGCGAAGCUUAUUUUGUUAGAGAAGUUGAUGCGGACAAGGAUGAUCGUGAGGGUAUUAAGGACUCGGACAGUCUUGAAGGCGGAAGGGAGGACAAUAGCAGUGUUUAUAGUAAUGCAGAGAGCAGUCCUAAAGAAAACGAUUUUUUCGGACAAGAGAUUGAUGACUUUAAUAGUGGUGAGGUAGAGAUGCGAGAUUUACGCACUACUCUUGGUAUGAAGAGGCUAGAGAGAGUCGAGUCUGACAGCGAGCGGAUUUUCUAUGAGUUUCAAGAUGAACAAUCUUCUUUGGAUGGUUCUGUUGAGUUUUCGGAGUAUGGUUCUGGUAGAUACGAUAAUUUAGAUAGUGUGGAACAUUCAUUGGAGGAAUCAGAAAAUUCGAGUUCGGAGGUUGUUUUGGUCAGUGUAGAUGGGCAUAUACUAAUGGCACCUAUAUCAUCAAUAGUGACAGAUGCUGCGAGUGUGCAACUAAGCACACCUCAGUUUCACCUUGGUCCAGGCGAAAGGACUCAAGAGUUUAACGGAGAUGAUGAUUCGUGGACAACUAAUUAUAUGGCUGAGCUUGAUUCCCCUACAGAUGAAAUUGCCUCUGGAAAUAAUUGCAACGGAAACAAGGAUCCUCAAUCUUCUGAACACUUAGAGCCUCGACAAAGUGAUGGAGAGCGUCUAUAUCAUGUCCAAGAAAGUCUAGACUCAUCUAAUCCCGACAAGGAGCCCAGCGUAGAAAGUGGCUCUGAAAGUACAUCAGGCAGUUUAAAUAAGCGUGAUGUUUUCAAGAGUUGCUUGGAGUUCAUGGAAUUGUCACAGCAGUCGACAAACGAAGAUCAGGAGGAUAUCUGUUUGUCAGAAGACCAGAAAUCUCCUUUGAGUCCUUCGAUGAAUGACGAGUCUGUAGAACAGAAUCUUGAAAUAUCAAGAGACAAUGGAGAGUCUGGAAAUCCUAGCAGUGUCUCGUUGCCAGAGUCACAGGUUGAAGCUGUACCUCAUGAAAGAAAUACUUCCAAUUCGGAUCUCGAUGGUUUUGAUCGCAUGCGUGUUCAAUUUGUUAGCGUUGAUCAGGAGUCGGGGAAACAAGUGGAAGUUGAUCGCACUGUUGGAACAAUGAAUGAUGGUAGGGAGUCUCCUUCUGAUGUAUGUCGAGAAAAGGACUGCGUUGAACCUCAGACAGCUGCUUCAACUGGAUAUAAAAAUUUAGAUAUAUCGUUGGGGCUGGAGAUAUCUCUUUGCGGAAAGUUGCUUCAUGCUGGAAUGGGUUCAAGUGCAGCACAAGAUGCCUUCAACGCUAAGCGCAUAUCAUUGGAGGAAUUUAAACUUUCACCUGCUUCAGUAGUGAAUAAUGAAGAUCUGAUUGUUAGAAUUCAGGGGAAGUACUUACCAUGGCAUAAAGCUGCACAUGUUGUUCUCGGGAUGGCUGCUUUUGGCGUGGAUCUACCAGUUGAGCCACAUGAUGCAAUCCCGGUGGAACAGGAGAAGCCAGAAACGAAGGAAGAUGAUUCACAAUUGACACCAAUUCCGUCUCGCAGAUGGAGACUCUGGCCAAUCCCAUUUAGGAGGGUCAAGACACUUGAACAUGCCACUAGUUACUCAUCUAAUGAAGAAGUCUAUGUUGAUUCUGACUCCGGCUCACAGAGUCAACAGGCAGUUAUGACUCCCACAGCACGUACAGCCAGUGAGUCUCCUCGCAAGCAGUUUAUAAGAACCAAUGCUCCCACUACUGAACAGAUAGCAUCUUUGAAUCUCAAAGAGGGACAAAAUAUGGUGAGUUUCAAAUUCUCCACCAGAGUUCUUGGAUCCCAGAAGGUUGAAGCUCAUAUAUACUUGUGGAAGUGGAAUACUCGAAUUGUAAUUUCGGACGUAGAUGGGACUAUUACCAAGUCUGAUGUUCUUGGCCAGUUCAUGCCUUUGGUAGGAAAAGAUUGGACUCAUUCUGGGAUCGCUCAUCUUUUUUCUGCAAUAAAGGAGAAUGGGUACCAGCUCUUAUUUCUGAGUGCACGAGCAAUUGUUCAAGCAUACUUAACGAAAAGUUUCCUAUUCAACCUGAAGCAGGAUGGGAAAAGCUUGCCGAAUGGACCUGUUGUCAUUUCCCCUGAUGGAUUGUUUCCCUCAUUGUACCGAGAAGUUAUACGACGAGCUCCACAUGAAUUUAAAAUUGCCUGUUUGGAGGAUAUUAAGGCGCUGUUUCCCCCUGAUUACAAUCCAUUCUACGCGGGUUUUGGAAACAGAGACACCGACGAGCUCAGCUACCGGAAAAUUGGGAUUCCAAAGGGCAAAAUAUUCAUAAUCAACCCCAAGGGGGAGGUGGCCAUUAAUCGUCGUAUUGAUGUGAAAUCAUACACUUCAUUGCACACACUGGUGAAUGACAUGUUCCCGCCAACAUCACUGAUCGAGCAGGAAGAUUAUAACUCAUGGAAUUACUGGAAAGUUCCUUUGCCUGAUGUGGAUAACUUGUAGAAGCCCAGUUCGAGCCCGGUUAGGCCCGAAUGCGGAACUGUAUCAGUGGCUGGAGAUGCUGGGACAUAUUUUUUUGGGUAACCAGUAUUCUUGUAUUCGUCACUUUUUCUUUCUUUACUUCAACAUAUGAUUUAGUGUUAUUAACUGUAAAAAACUCAUAUCUAUAUGUAACCAUAGACCAUUCAUGCCGUACUAAAUUGAUGCAUAUCUUUAAUAAAUCUAUUCUUCCCAUUUACUUCCA
Salvia miltiorrhiza (redroot sage) is the source of this 3481-nucleotide messenger RNA. Its product is annotated as phosphatidate phosphatase PAH1-like. The transcript is spliced from 10 exons. The coding region runs from base 547 to 3240 and encodes 897 amino acids. The record is from RefSeq and is a predicted model, not a curated record. Gene Ontology annotation, molecular function: phosphatidate phosphatase activity. Lineage: Eukaryota; Viridiplantae; Streptophyta; Magnoliopsida; Lamiales; Lamiaceae.